AUGGAUAAGUGGAAAAGCUUUCAACUUUCUAAGGAAGAAGAGGAAGACAUUACGAUAGAGGCGGAGGAAAUCUGUGAAGGAGACAUUUUUCAACGUACCCUAGUCGGUAAACUAUGGACAGACAACAACUUCAAUUCAAGAGCUUUCACCAACACAAUAAUAGGAGCGUGGAAACUCAUAAACCCAAUAGAGGUACAAAACCUAAACAAAAAUCUCUUUCUUUUUUGUUUUGAUACGAUAAGGGAUUUGGAAGGUGUCCUUAAGAACAGGCCAAGGAGUUUCGACAGAAAUAUCCUGAUUCUGAGUCAGAUUUCAGGAGAGGAACAACCCUCGGAUUUGAAUAUGCACUAUGGUUCAUUAUGGGUUCGCGUGUACAAACUUCCCAUAAUGUUAUGUUCAAAAGCUAUGACAAAGAAGCUUGGAGGUAUAUUAGGUGAAUUUGAGGAAAUGGAUCUAAAGGAAGCCCAUAUAAAUGGGAGAUUCCUACGAAUCAAAGCAAAAAUUAACCUAAAUAAGUCGUUGAAAAGAGGAACAGUAGUACGCUUUAAAGAGAAAAACCUCAUAGUCUAUUUCAAGUAUGAGCGUCUUCCUACAUUUUGCUUUGUUUGUGGAAGAGUGGGUCACCAGCUUAAGGAUUGCGAGCCAGUUGGGGAUUUCAGCGAAGAAGGAUUUAAAGAUUUGGAUGAACAAGACUUAUCUUUUGAAUGUGGUUGCGAGCUUCCCCUCUCCUAA
This is a messenger RNA of Lathyrus sativus (Indian pea), 732 nucleotides long. NCBI's taxonomy places the organism in Eukaryota, Viridiplantae, Streptophyta, Magnoliopsida, Fabales, Fabaceae. The record is from the annotation of a GenBank genome assembly.